Messenger RNA from Erythranthe guttata (spotted monkey flower), 1116 nucleotides. RefSeq lists its product as uncharacterized. NCBI's taxonomy places the organism in Eukaryota, Viridiplantae, Streptophyta, Magnoliopsida, Lamiales, Phrymaceae. The record is from RefSeq and is a predicted model, not a curated record.
AUGGGUGGUAAGGUGUCUGAUAAUUUCUACAACCUGGCAGAUAACAGAGUUAUAAGUGUGAGGAAAAGAAGCACUAUAGCAAUGACCAUAUUUAACUUACAUUUUGAGAGAUUGACUGUUUUGGUUGGAUCUUCACAUGGUUGGCUAGCUUAUUACUGGGCGCAUUCCAACAUGAAUCUGUUUCUGUACAAUCCACUCUCUCGUCGUCAAAUUAAGCUCCCAUCCGUCAAAACAAUUCCUCUUGCUGAAGAGAUUUUGAGAGACUGUUGGGGGAGACCGCAAAAGCUCAUCCUUUCAUGCUCUCCGGAUGAAGAAGACUGCCGUGCGAUUUUGUGUUUUGGUCCAAGAGGUAACAUGGCAUUCUGCUGCCCCAGACAAAGUACUAAGUGGACUCCUUUCGGCUCUCACUUUCACGAAAACGAGAAACUCAACGAGCUUCUUCGGGAUGCUUGUAUCGUACGGGCUUACGAUGAUUUCGUCUACUCCACCACGCAAAAGCAAUUGUUCUGCAUCACCCAAUUUGCCGACAUUGAAAGUUGGGAUCUUGGAGACCCUACGUCUCCAAAAUUGAAUUGGAAGAAGGCGGGGGAUGACUUCAGGAUGUGGUACUCGUGCAAGUACCUAGUAUUCGCAGAGCAUUCGAAUCGACUGUUUCUUGUACGACGCCAUAUAAUGACACACAUGGGCCCUGACGGUUCCCCUGUCGUGGUAGGUAGUCACUACGAGAGGGGUGGUUUACCGGAUACCGUUCCUUACAAGACUACUGGUUUUGAUGUUUAUGAAAUCGAUAGAGAGAAAGGAGAGUUCAUCAAGUACAUGGAUCGCACACUUGAUGGUAUGACGUUCUUCAUCGGUUCGACUGGACAUGGUUUCGUGAUUGAAGAAAGGGAUGAAAUGAUCAAGCCCAAUUCCAUCUAUUUCACCGACCCGGAUAGUCACACUCCGGCAAAUUGGGAUAAAUAUAAAACGUACGGUGGCCACGAUCUAGGCAUUUUUAAUUACAAAAACAGGACUUUCUCCCCAUGCUACUAUCCAUGUGAUAUCCAGAAAGUCGAGAGGAUUCAGCCAACACCAAUAUGGUUUACUCCAUCCCCAUCCCCUGCUUCGAAAUUUUAG